AUGUAUUCAUGCAGGUUUUCAGGAGUACGGGUCGAGUAUUACGUGAAUGAAAACACUUUCAAAGAACGGCUUCAAUUGUAUUUUAUCAAAAAUCAACGAUCAAGUUUGAGGAUACGAGUCGCAAACCUCUUCUUCAAGUUGCUUACCUGCAUUCUUUAUAUAUUCCGAGUUGUUACUGACAACGUUCCUACAUUCGCAGCAUGUUACGGGUGCGAAGCGGGAAACAAGUCGGACAUUCUGGCGUCACAAAUGCUCACAGAGGAAGCAUUUCAAGAGCACCCGACCAUCAACUGGGACGCUAUUCUGUGGGUGAGACGACCUCUGGAAUUGUGGGUCGUCCAGGUGAUUUUGGCGAUCGUAUCACUAACCGAGGCACUAUUACUCGCUUAUCUCGGAUACAAGGUAUGUCGCUUCACUGUUAUCUCAUUUUUUCAUCACCAUCACCAUCGCAAUCAUCUAUCCCAGCCGCUGUACCGCUUUCGCCAUAUAUGAUGCAUGAUAUAUGCCAUACAAUAUAUAAAAAAUUGAUAAUUUACAAUUUUUGAAUUCGAAUAUUUUUUUUUAAAUUAUUUCAAUCCAAUUUUUGACUCGGGUUGCAAUUUUAAU
Molecule: messenger RNA, 606 nt
Organism: Cotesia congregata
Lineage: Eukaryota; Metazoa; Arthropoda; Insecta; Hymenoptera; Braconidae
Source: the annotation of a GenBank genome assembly